Molecule: messenger RNA, 2162 nt
Organism: Elaeis guineensis (African oil palm)
Lineage: Eukaryota; Viridiplantae; Streptophyta; Magnoliopsida; Arecales; Arecaceae
Cellular component (GO): membrane; cytoplasm
Source: RefSeq, a predicted model, not a curated record
CCUCGUCUCCUGUCUCGUGCGACCUCCCGACUUCCGUCCAGCGAAAGAAAUCGCUCUCUUUUCUGCCGUCCCGCUCUCUUCCUUGUUUCCUCAUCGGCCCACUCCCAGCCUCCCUUCUCUCCUCUCCUUUACUUGUCUCCUCCAAUCACCCCCUUCGCCGCCGCCCGUUGUGACGCACGAGGGAACCUCCCUCGUCUCACGAUCCAAUCUCACCUUCUUUGUCGUUUUUGGCUUCGGGAUCCGAUCGAUAGAUGUCGUAGCGUCCGGAAGGGGGCUUUUAAGAUCCAAUAGCUGGAAAGCCCCUGGAUCUCUGCUGUCUUGUCCUUGAUCUAAACUGCAUUGGUGGGGGUCUUUUGCGAUGGAUCGGAUCGGUUCUGGUACGGCUUCGGAAGGGGCUCUGAGGUCCUAAAAUGUGGCAACCAAUCUCAAUUUUCAGUCUUUCAUGCUGAGCUACACCUAUGACUGGAGUUCCUUUACCUGUCUCUACUAGCCCUAUUCUUCGUCGUGCUUCCAGCAAACCUGUUUUCUCUGACCAAAGUAGAUGAAUACUGUACUUCAAUUCACCGAUCUGGUGAAUUAGGAAUCAAUAACGAUGAAGGCUUUCUGUUUCCAGCAGAGGUAAAUGAGAUGAAGGGUGGAAGUAUACCAAUGCAUGGUGCUGCAAUAAUGCCAUCGCCAGUCCUCUUAUGGAGAUUCAAGGUAUUAUUGUUUCUUGUAUGGGGUAUCAGCUGUUGCAAGAUUGGUUGGGACUCUGUCAUGAGAAUGAGUGUGGAUCUUCGGGAUUUAUUUCUUUAUGAGGCUUUUUUGUAUUAUAAUCCUCUUCUUCUUGUGACAUUGAUGGUUUGGCUUUGGGGAGUUAACCUAUGGGUUUUUGCUCAAUCAUCAGUAAGCUAUGCAAAAGUAUUUGAUCUUGAUCAUACCCAUCUUACACACUGGGAGAUAUGGAAGUGUGCUACUUGGAUGACCAUCAUAGUGCCCACAAGUAUGACAGCUUAUCUUUAUCUCUACUCACAUGGAGAAGUGUCACUGGCUGCAUCACAACCAGUUAUGCUAUAUGCUGUUAUGCUGAUGCUUCUCAUAUUUCCAUUUGAUAUUUUUUAUUUGUCAUCUCGCUACUACUUGUUAAGGACGCUUUGGCGUAUAAUACUUCCAUUACAGGCGAUCACAUUUUCUGAUUUUUUCUUGGCUGAUAUUUUAACAUCAAUGUCCAAGGUAUUCUCAGAUUUGGAGCGUUCAGCUUGUCGGAUGGUUAACCGACAGGUUGCAACAAUUGCUUGGUUUGAGGCUGAUUCUAUUUGCGGUGGCCACUCUGUUGCUAUUCCUUUAGUGCUUGUCUUCCCAUAUCUGUGCCGUUUUUUCCAAUGUCUGCGUCAGUACAAGGACACUAAAGAAAAGACAUCCCUUUUAAAUGCUUUAAAAUACUCAACCGCAGUCCCAGUAAUAUUUCUUUCAGCCCUUAAGUAUCAUGUCUUCCCUGACAAGUGGACCAACUUUUACCGCCCUCUCUGGCUUCUUUCUAGUGUCAUAAAUUCAUUGUAUUCGUUCUAUUGGGAUAUUGCCCGUGAUUGGGAUCUGAGUGUUUUUACCAGAAUUUUCAAGUUUAAAGCUCCACAUCUUUGCACAAGCCUUCUAUACGGGCGGAUAUGGGUGUUCUACUGGGUAAUAGGAAGCAACUUAAUUCUUCGAUGCACGUGGACGUACAAACUUUCUGCUCAUCUUCGGCAUAACUAUCUGACCGUCUUCACAAUAACAGCUCUGGAGAUAUCGCGACGAUUUCAGUGGAUUUUCUUUCGUGUGGAGAAUGAGUGGAACAAGAUGACUGCGAAGCAAAAUAUCGAACUCUCCACUGAGGAUGUUCCAAAGGAGGAAGACAGACUUCUGGGUCCUGCGAGCCACAGCGUGUAAACCGUAAAGCAAAGCAGUUUCACAUUUCUUAUUCCCAUUGUUUUUAAAUUUUUUUUGAAAGGAAAAAUCCUGUGGUCCUUAUGGUUCUCCAUUAUUGUUUUAUUUCAUUUCAUGUGACUGUCCUAAAAUCUCAUUUUUUAAAAACUGGAGAACAUACUGGUCCAUCUUAUAUGAGGUAAAUGGCUUUUGGUGAUGUCUUAGGAGAUUACUAUUCUUUCAAUAUAGCAUAUAUUCUGGUCCAAUUUUAUACGCUUAAA